AUGUCGCCCCCUAACUCUCCUGGAGAAGCUCCAGCGUCAGCUUCCAAGUCAAAGCCGCCUCAACCACCAUUCUAUAUUCCCAUUAAUACCGUUUUCUAUCUAUGCCUACUCUCCAACACUCUUGCGGCAGCGUUAUCGCCGAUACAGGACUGCGAUGAAGUUUACAACUACUGGGAACCCACACACUACUUGACUCAUGGCCACGGUCUACAAACAUGGGAGUAUUCCCCCGAAUAUUCCAUCAGAAGCUGGUUAUAUGUUGGUCUACACGCUGGUUUAGCCAAGGCACUGGGUCUUUUCGCACGGACGAAAUCAGCGCAGUUUUAUAUGGUGCGGUUAGCCCUUGGGCUUUUUUGCACUGUGUGUGAGACACGACUGUUCGCGGCAAUAUCUCGAUCGCUUAAUCCAAGAAUUGGGCUUUUCUUUCUGGUGAUCACGGUGUUCAGUUCUGGAAUGUUCCAUGCCUCUACAGCAUUACUGCCGUCCAGCUUCUCGAUGUAUAUGUCUAUGCUGGGCCUGGCGGCUUUCCUUGACUGGCAAGGUGGGUUGAAGACUGUUCAAGGAAUCAUUUUCUUUGGCAUUGGCGCAAUGGUCGGAUGGCCAUUCGCGGGGGCGUUGGCUAUACCGUUUUUGCUUGAAGAAGUUGCGGUAGCUUGGUCUUUGGGAGACACUGUACCGGCUAUCAAACGGAUUUUAGAAGGGGUCAUCAAAUGCUUGUUAAUCUUGUCUGUCGUGGUCUUAAUUGACAGCAUGUUUUACCGUCAAUUUGCCCUUGUUCCAUGGAACAUUGUGGCAUAUAACGUCUUUGGAGGAUCCGGUAAAGGUCCCAAUAUCUUCGGAACCGAACCAUGGACAUUCUAUCUUAAGAACCUACUACUCAAUUUUAAUAUGUGGGCUGUCCUUGCGUUGUCUAGUUUUCCUCUACUGGUUCUCCAAGCUCUGUUCCGUCCUCACAAAACCUCUGCCCAAACACUUUUCAGAUCAGUGACCCUAGUAAUGCCGUUCUACAUGUGGUUCGCCAUUUUUACUCUUCAACCUCACAAGGAAGAGCGGUUCAUGUACCCGGCCUACCCGUUUCUGGCCCUGAACGCCUCAAUUAGUUUGCACAUUAUUCUAGCAUAUAUUGGAACCUCGGAUGCAGGGACAUUGAUUAGCAAAAUACCCACUAAAGUGAAACUCGUCAUAACUGUCGUCCCCGUGCUGCUGGCGGUUAACAUUGGCCUUCUGAGGACCACGGGUGUCGUGACAGCUUACAACGCUCCUCUUCAGGUAUUUGAUGCACUACAGCCAACUAAUGGUGUUGCCCCUGAAGGUUUCGUAUGCUACGGAAAGGAAUGGUAUCGAUACCCAUCUUCAUUCUUCCUCCCGAACAAUAACCUUCGGGCGAAGUUCAUCAAGAGUGAGUUCCGAGGACUGUUGCCGGGGGAGUUUACAGAGUCCAGGGCUGGCCUUGGAUUUCUACCGGGAACAUGGACUGUCCCUGAAGGCAUGAACGAUCGAAACUUGGAAGAUCCAAAGAAAUACACCGAUGUUUCUCAAUGCACAUACCUAGUUGACUCUUAUUUCCCGGGAGAUGAAGAGACUAAACUUGAACCACACUAUACCCUUGACACUGAGACAUGGGAGAAGCUCUCGUGUAAGCCAUUCCUAGAUAGCCGACGUACCGGCAUCGUAGGGCGACUAAUCUGGAUUCCAAACCUCCCUUUUAUACCGAAGAAGUAUCAACGUGUCUGGGGAGAGUAUUGUCUACUUAAACGAAAAACUACCUGA
Nannizzia gypsea CBS 118893 is the source of this 1770-nucleotide messenger RNA. RefSeq lists its product as hypothetical. The transcript has 4 exons. Bases 1 to 1770 code for a protein of 589 amino acids. Gene Ontology annotation, biological process: protein N-linked glycosylation. The record is from RefSeq and is a predicted model, not a curated record. NCBI's taxonomy places the organism in Eukaryota, Fungi, Ascomycota, Eurotiomycetes, Onygenales, Arthrodermataceae. Gene Ontology annotation, cellular component: endoplasmic reticulum membrane. Gene Ontology annotation, molecular function: alpha-1,2-mannosyltransferase activity.